Messenger RNA from Fundulus heteroclitus (mummichog), 2928 nucleotides. RefSeq names its product retinitis pigmentosa 1-like 1 protein. The coding region runs from base 164 to 2050 and encodes 628 amino acids. NCBI's taxonomy places the organism in Eukaryota, Metazoa, Chordata, Actinopteri, Cyprinodontiformes, Fundulidae. The record is from RefSeq and is a predicted model, not a curated record. The transcript has 5 exons.
CAUGAAGGUUCUGCUCAUCCAGGUCCAACUUACAGUCAAACCAGUCUGACUCCACGCACUGUUUGGAUGGUUUCUACUGCUGCAGAAUUUAACAGCUAACAUUUGAGCAUUCGUUUCGAGAGGAGGAGGAGGAGGAAGUAUAAUUUUCUUUGGAAAGGCUUGGAUGUUUAGAAGUAUAUUUUUUUUGUGGAACAACAUGAGGUACUCCAUUCUGAAGGGACUCCAGGUGGUUUUGUUGAUACAUCACAGCACAUCUGAAGGUGUGUCUACUCCCAUCCAGUUCCCCACUGAGGUCGCCUACCAAAAUGGCCAGAGCUUUCCCCAGGAACCUGAACUGCCCAUUGCAGAGACUGUCCAUUUAGGGUCCCCUCCCCGCUUGAAGGAGGUUCAGCAGGCAAUGCAGGAAGCCUCAGAGCAAGUGAAGGGCCGUGGGGCCGAAGAACUGUUGAAGGAACUACUUGAGAGGGUGGUAGAGGCAGCUCUGGGACAGGUAGAAGCAGGCGAUCAAGCAAAAGACGUGGCUCUGGAGAAGGAAGGGGCAGAGGAGGGUCCAUUGGGAGUUAAAAUGGGAGAGAGGGAAGCUGAAGAAGAAGCUGAAACACUGGCGCUACCCUGGGAGGGGAGGAAUAUGAGCCUUCAGAUAGGAGAUAAUGGUUUUGAAGAGAGUGACGGAGUAGCAGAGGUGGAGGCAUUAAAAAACAUAGCUCGAGGGGCUAAAGAAGUUGUCAAGGAAGAAGGGGAAACAGUCGCUGGAUCUGUUGAGGAGAUGACAGUCAGAGAAGCAGUAGGUUUGGAGGUUACUGGUGAGUCAUUAUUGGAAACUAAGUCAACUCAGGGGGAUGUGGACGGACCCUCGGAGAAGACAGAAGGGGAUUUAGAAGCAGGGAAGAAGGACAGCGAGGAGCAGGUUUUGUUGAUAGUUCUAAAGAACGCCACUGAAAGAGAAACACAGGAUGGAGAGGAAACACCAGCUACUGUGGAGGUGGCAGUGGGCGAACAGCCAGAGCAGGAAACAGAGGAAGAGUCUAUUACUGGCCUUGGAGUGGCUGAUAAAGAGCAGAUAGAGAAUAGCAGGAGAAAGGAAGCAGCUUUGCUUGAAAAAAGUCAAACAGAUCAAAUGGAUGGAGAGGAAAUGUUACCUCAUCCUAAUGGUCAUGUAAUACAAAUAAAACCUGUCAUGGGAGAACUAAUAAAAGAAGAGGGAGAGAUAAGGAGUGGGGAGAACAUGGUCCGACUAGAGAAACCGGAUGAAAAAAGUGUCAAAGAGCAGGAAGAAAAGAGAGGAGUAGAAGGCACAGAUGUAAGGGAAGCAACAGUAGAGGCAACAUAUGGUGAGGUCGAAAUCAAGGAAGGAUCAGUGGCACAGGUGGUUAAAGGAGGUGAUAAUGCUGGAGAAGAGGAGCAAAAAGCUUUGGAGGAUUCGGAGCACAAUGAGGAUCAAGGAGCACUGGUGAUCCCUGGUCCACCAUCUGAGGACCGCAAGAAGGACUUUAGAAAAAAGAAACCUGAAAUCCAGCUUCUUACCCCGAGGCCAUCCAUCGAUGCAGAUGUAAUUGAAGAUAAUACUCUCAUUGAUGCAAAAUCUAACCAUCGCAGCAAGAUAAUCAUUACAAAUCCCAGAUUUUUGCCAGAAAAGGAUGGAGGGAUCACACCCACACUGGAAAGGUUUGAGAAUGACGUUUUUGCUGAAUACCAUCAGGCAGAAGGAGAGAAAUCAAAAGGAACCAGAGAUGUAGUGGAAGAUAUACUUGGAGCAAAAGAGAAAAAUGAACAAGGACUUGAGGCAUGGAAGAUUGGGGCUAUCUUUACUGCAGUCUUCUUGGGUUUGGAGACUGUCGUCAUCACUAUCUACGUUCUCAAAUGUCGUAAUAAAAAAAGGAUAGCCCACCUUGAGCAAUCUGACGUGGCUUCAACCUCGGCCAUAAAAAGGGGAAAGCAGGAAGUUGAACAUGCAAUAGCCAUGUCAGACCUCUCACCAAGCACCACAGAGAUGCUUCCCAGUCCAGGACCAGGAUCAGACUCUUCACAAGAUUUCAGGACUUCCGUGUAAAAAGAUCUAUCUCUUCUCUGUUGUUUUAACUAAAUAAAAGCCAAUAAGUCACUUUCUAAUUGUCCAACCAAUCGCAGUUCACCAUGAUAUUCUCCAAUACUCACCAAAUCCUACACAGAUUGCAAUUGCAGUUCUGCUGGGCGGCCCUCUCUUGACAGGUUUGUUGUGGUACCAUAUGCUUUUCAUUUGAAGAUGAUGUGGCGGUCUAGUAAAAUGGGACGAUCAAGAUUUUGAUAUUUUUUUUAUAACCCACAUUGAUUUGUACUUGUUAACUAUUUGCUUAAACAUAUGAAUAUGCCAUUUUCAAUGUUUUAAUUAUUUUUUAUACACACAUUUUCUCAUUCCACUGCACCUACCUAGACUAUCACAUACAGUAAGUUUAAAAUAUUCAAGGUUUUAAUUUAACAAAAUAGGUGAAAAGCCAAGGGGGUGAAUACUUUAACAAGGCACUGUACAGCAUAAAUUGACCAUCUUACUCUCUUAUCCUGUGGAAAUAGUGAAUCUGUGAAGUCUCAACAUUUCUAGGUGUAGUUUACUGCCGCCCAGCAAUUGGGUUAAAGAAGAAAUCCAGCAUUAUAUUUAUGCUUGCUGUUGAUAACAGUGUAUGUGUAUAUGUGUGCGUAGUUGAAGCUAAAGAUUCUGUAACACUUUCCAGUGAACAGGAGAAAAGUGCUUUUAGGUGCUGCAAUCUGUACACGUGGAAGUUUGUGCAUGCAAUACAAAUUGUGACUGAUAAAAAUGUACAUAAAGUAGGUUGAUAUCUGUAAUAUUUUGCAUCGAGUUGUGAUAUAUGUUACACACUUUAACUGCUGCCAGGACAUAAAUGGCAUCUCACAAAAAUUGAGUAAGCAUUAAAAAAUAAAAUAACAUCCACUACA